This is a messenger RNA of Aspergillus vadensis CBS 113365, 780 nucleotides long. RefSeq lists its product as uncharacterized. The transcript is spliced from 2 exons. The record is from RefSeq and is a predicted model, not a curated record. Lineage: Eukaryota; Fungi; Ascomycota; Eurotiomycetes; Eurotiales; Aspergillaceae. Bases 1 to 780 code for a protein of 259 amino acids.
AUGGAGAAAAAGGCCAACAAAUGCGAAUCGUCAUAUAUUGAUUUUCUCGAUUCAGAGCUCGUUUCUCUCCAAGCUGGUCAUGCAGGACGUUUAUUUAAAAUCCAUCGAAAGCUGCUCGGCUUGAAAUGCGAACCAGUGAUUGCUGCCUUGGAUGGGAGUUUCGAUGAGGGCCGACAGGGAAUAUACAGAUUUGACGAAACGACAGAAGGAACAGUUACACGCUUCAUUGAGUGGGCAUACAGGGGCGAUUAUCCUACUGUGAUCAGCGAAAUCGAGCCCGUCCAAAAGUCACUUCCGCACGGUAUUGAAGCAGAUGUCGAGGAUAAGCCUAUUAUUGCACCCCCAGCGGCGGAUUUUACUUCCGAGAACCAUCCACUAUUGGUCCACAUACGUCUGUAUAUCUUCUCAGGGACAUACCUUAUCCCUGAGCUUCAGCAUCUGGCUUUCGAAAAGGUGACUGCCUGUUUCAUGGAUCUGGAAAAACCAAAUCGUCUUGAUACGCAGCUUGCAGUUAUUGAUGCUGUGCGGCUGUCAUAUCUCAGACUCCAUGAGCAUGACGCUUUAUUAAACUGGCUGAGCCAAUACUCUGCAUAUUGUAUUGACAAGCUCCGGUUGCAAAGCUCCUUUCACGAUCUUCUCAGAGACUUUCCAAUUUUGAGCUCACGAAUGAUGCUUUCAUUGAAUCCGGCAUCAUCCCCACCUUGGAAAAUCACGCAGCCAAAAUAUCCGUUUACCCACUACUCUCCCAGUCGAUCGGCUGAAACUAAGUACGAUUACUGA